AUGGCUUGCAAGAAACUUAUUACCGUCCUAGGAGCCACAGGAGCCCAAGGUGGUUCAGUGGUCAGAGCUCUUCUACAGGACAGCUCGUUUGCGGUCAGGGCGGUCACACGUGAUGUCAGCAAACCGGCUGCUGUGAAGCUGAAGGAAGCCGGCGCGGAGGUGGUAGCUGCGGAUAUGGACGAUGCAAAGAGCCUGAAGGAGGCAUUCAGUGGAGCUUAUGGAGCUUUUGUGGUCACCAACUUCUUUGAUCACUUCAGUAAGGAGAAAGAAGUGGCACAGGGAAAACGGAUCGCAGAUCUGUGCAAACAGCUGGGUCUACAGCACGUGGUCUUCAGCGGUCUGGAAAAUGUCCACAAACUGACCGGGGGCAAGCUGGAGGUUCUUCACUUUGAUGGGAAAGGGGAAGUGGAGGAAUAUUUCAGGCAGAUUGCUGUCCCCAUGACCAGUGUGAGGCUUGCCUUCUACUUCGAGAACUUCCUGAGCGUCUGUAGGCCACAGAAAAGCCAGGACGGCAAGACGUAUCAGCUGGUCCUUCCCAUGGGAGACAUUCCAAUGGAUGGAAUAUCUGUUGCGGAUCUUGGCCCCAUUGUCCGCAGCGUCCUGCUGAAUCCCUCUGAAUACAUUGGAAAGGAUAUCGGGCUGAGUGCGGAUAAGCUAACCAUCAAACGAUAUGCAGAGAUCAUGUCCAAGGUGAUCGGCAAGACCAUCGUAGACUCCAAGAUCCCCCCCGAGGUGUACGAAAAACUCGGCUUCCCAGGAGCAGAUGAGAUGGCCAAUAUGUUCCGGUUCUACCACAUGAGACCUGACCGCAGCAUGGAGGUGACCCGCAGGCUGAACCCCGACCUGAAAACCUUCGAACAGUUUAUGGUUUCCAAGAAGGAAGCUUUUACAGACUUAUAA
Molecule: messenger RNA, 900 nt
Organism: Nanorana parkeri
Lineage: Eukaryota; Metazoa; Chordata; Amphibia; Anura; Dicroglossidae
Product: nmrA-like family domain-containing protein 1
Exons: 5
Coding region: 1-900 (299 amino acids)
Source: RefSeq, a predicted model, not a curated record